Neurospora tetraspora is the source of this 2391-nucleotide messenger RNA. RefSeq lists its product as uncharacterized. Gene Ontology annotation, biological process: coenzyme A biosynthetic process. The transcript has a single exon. Gene Ontology annotation, cellular component: phosphopantothenoylcysteine decarboxylase complex. The coding region runs from base 299 to 2104 and encodes 601 amino acids. The record is from RefSeq and is a predicted model, not a curated record. Gene Ontology annotation, molecular function: phosphopantothenoylcysteine decarboxylase activity; FMN binding. NCBI's taxonomy places the organism in Eukaryota, Fungi, Ascomycota, Sordariomycetes, Sordariales, Sordariaceae.
UUCCGAGAUAAGCCAAUCGCAGUUCGCUACCUUACGAUUGAUUUGGUUCAUCGUUGCCCAAUAUCGGCUUAAACACAACAGCAUAUCGGUGUUUUGGCAAGAAUACGCCUUCCGAUCUAUUGAUUUCAGCAAAGUAUCCACGGUGGAAAAAGCGCAAUAUUCGAGGCCUGAAACGGCAUUCUGAUCCUUCUUUAUCGAGCCGAAUCCGAACAAACACUGCGCCCUGCGAACCACCGACCGAGCGGACGAACGAACGAACGAACGAAAACAACACACCUAAUACCGCCAGCUCGCCGCCAUGGCUGGCAACGGUUCUCUUGCUAGCCUUGCUAGCCGGGUAUCUGCCAUCGAUCGCGUUCCGUCUACGGCAUCCCUAAACGAAAUCCAACGUCCUCGAAAACUUCGUCUCCUGAUCGCCGCAAAUGGCCCUCGAGAUGUCGCCUACGCGCAGGCCAUCGCCGUCCGCCUGUCGAAAGAGCCCCAAAUAACAACACGAGCGAUAGUCGACGACAUGACCCACCGAUUAGCACAAGAAAUUAUGGUACACAAGAACAAGAGCUUGAGGGCAGAUGGACCCGAUGGUCUUACGGGGAAGGAGAUCGAAACAUAUCAGCAGGAAGCCUACGAACUGAUAGAAUGGGCCGACCUUCUCGUCAUUGCGCCCAUCGAUGCGGACCACCUGGCGAGGAUGAUGUGCGGUAUGGCAGAUACACUGUUACUGGAGGUCUUAAGGGGUUGGGAUGCCUCCAAGAGGAUACUUCUUAUACCUGGCAUGACCACAUACAUGUGGGAGAACCCAAUGACUAAGAGACAGAUCAGCAAGCUUCAUCGGAAAUGGAGCUGGAUCCGGGUACUUCCCCCAAUCCUGUGGCAUUACGACGACUCCCCGAACCCGAAACGUAUCGUGAAAUGGGAUGCUUUCAAUGAAGUACUGGCGAUCAUCAAGAACCAGGCCGAUUUGCUCAAGAUCGGUUACACCGUCGAAGUAUCCGUUCAGCAGGGAACAUCCGCCGCAACAGGGAAGAAGGCCAGAAGCACACUACCACCAGAACUAUGGAGCAUGAUCUUCGAAUACACCAACGACUGGGAGCUAGCCACCUCCAUGGGCGUCUUCACCACCAUCCCCAUGCCCGAGAGCGAAGGCUGGCGACUCCAACCCAAAGACCCCAACGACCCGUUGCAGGUAUUCAUGCACGAGCUAGAAUGGACGCUCCUGACAGCCAACACCAAAGCCAUCUGCGAAAAGCUCUCGCAAGCGCCUGAAUCAUUCCAGGAUCUCUCCGCCCUCGCCGUCCACCUAAUAUUUAAAUUCGGCCUCACCGAAGUCCUCACCUACAUCGAGUCCAACUUCCCGCACCUCUUCAAGUGUUUCGACGGCAAGACGAUCCCGACCAAAGCCUCGGCCUACUACUACCGCACCGACAUCCUCGAAUGGUGGGCGCGCUCCCCUUCCUUUUUGGAAAAGCAAUACGACACGGAAGCGCUCAACCUAGCCUCCAUGCGCGGCAGCAUCCCCGUCCUCGAAUGGUGGCGCCGCUCCGGCCUGCCCUUAAAAUACACCGAAUCCGCCUUCGAGCUAGCCACCUCUCGAGGCCACCUGGACGUGCUCCAAUGGUGGCGGGACGCCUCCCAAAGAGAACACCCGUCGCGCAACAUCUCCCUCAAACCCGGUCGCUCCCUGCUGAUGGCGGCGCAGUACGGCCACGUGGAGAUCAUGCGCUGGUGGCUCGAGCAGUCGGGCGUCCCCCUAGAACACCAGGAGCAGGUGUGCAAGAUGGCGAGUAGAUGGGGCCAGGUGAAAAUUUUGGACUUGUGGCGCGAGCUGAGGGGGGACGAUAAGAUGCAGUUUGAUAAUCAGAUUCUUAUAGAGCCGACUUUUCAUGCGCAUAUCCCCGUGCUGGAGUGGUGGCGGAGGUAUGCGCAUGGGGAGCUACCCGGUAUGAAUGGGAGGAAGGGCAAGAGGGUGGAGUAUAAGACGAUGGAUAUCGAGGAGGCGCUGGAGGAUUCGUUGGGCGAUCAGACGAGGGUGAGGAGGUGGUGGGCGGAGAAUGGGUUAAAUCUGGGGUUGGGGACGAGCGAGUGGAUGAAGGUUAGGUAUUUGUGAGUUGAGUGAGUGAUGGGAUGGGAUGGGAUGGGACGGGAUAGGUAAUGCAAUAGGAGAUUCAGUUGGGAUAACAACGAACUCGAACUAAGAACGUCAUGACAUUUAUGAUUACGGCACAAUCAGGAUUUCUAUAGAUGGUGUAAAAAAGGGAAUAUCACAUGGUGAAAGGGGAAUGAAUAAACAUAUUUUGGUAUUUGGUAGUCUGGGUGGAAAUGCAGUCAGUGAAGGGAUACAGAAAAUAGGAGUCUUGUUUUGGUUGAUAUUGUUGAACUUUAAAAAUUUUCAUU